Messenger RNA from Labrus bergylta (ballan wrasse), 2697 nucleotides. It is a transcript of the gene sh3bgrl3, whose product is annotated as SH3 domain binding glutamate-rich protein like 3. Lineage: Eukaryota; Metazoa; Chordata; Actinopteri; Labriformes; Labridae. Gene Ontology annotation, cellular component: cytoplasm. The record is from RefSeq and is a predicted model, not a curated record.
CCUUUUGUUCAGGACCGUUAUUACAGCGGGGAUCAGGCUCCUCCCGAGGCGAGCCUUUCUGCACCUCAGUGCUCUAUACCUCUGUCCUGAGGGAAGUGGGGCGAGGGACGCGGUCAUGUUUCCUCACCUUUCCUUAUCGACUCUGCUGAGCUUGACCAGUCGAGAGAGAGAGCUACUCGAGAGCGGAUAUACAAAAGAAGCAGAGGGACCAGCAGCAAUGGGAAUCAAACUGUACUACACCACCGUUACAGCCUCACGGACGGUGAAGUCUCAACAGGCUGAGGUGAUUCGAAUCCUUGACAGUAAAAGCAUCCAGUACGAGCUAAUCGACAUCUCCGUGGGUGGGGAGCUUCGUGACGAGAUGAGAAACAAAGCAGGAGACCCCUCGGCAGUCCCACCCCAGCUUUUCAAUGAAGACCAGUACUGUGGGAACUACGAAAUGUUGUCGGAGGCGGUGGAGGCGGAUACAGUGGAUCAAUUUCUGAAAAUAGCAUGAGAAGGGCAGAACAUCAUUCUCCAUCUUAACCACAACCCCCCAACCACCAACCCACCAACAUAGGGCCCCCCAAGAAGGCCCUUUACUCAGUCUCUUCUCUCUCUGCACCACUGGCAAUGUCCUCACACUUUCAAUGCCAUAAUGAAGAAUGCCAAAUAUCUCGUAUCAAACCAAUCAGAAGACACACAUUCCCAUUAUCACACCAUUAGGCUCUAAUUCAUCAGUCUUAACUUGUUCAAUUUUUACACGUGUUUUUUCCCUUUUUCAUUUCUUUCCCUGUUCGACGGACUAGUCCACUAGGACUUCAUGGGGUGUCUAAAUUGUGCAGUAAUUAGGUCGACUAAUCUUGGCUGCAGCCACAUGAUCACUGGAGAUUAAACUAAUCCAUGGGAUGACAAGUUUCAACCCAGAAUCUUCCUGAUCCUCUGCAGACCAAACUCAUCAUCAUCAUCAUCCUCAUCAUCACUGAGUCUUAACUACUUUGGCGUCUUUUUCUGCAACCUUCAAGUUCCCAUGUUGAAUAAGACUGCACACUAUUUUUUUUUUACCUUACAUGGAUGCAAAUGUACACAAAAGUAGCAAGGACUGCAAUGGUCUUAAAACUUAAUUAGUUAAGAAUUAAAGCAGCCAAAAAGACUUGUUUUUUUUUUGGCCUGGAAACUUUUUGUGAUUUUGGUCCAUUGGUCACCUUUACAGGAAGGGGAUUGGAUUUAAAGUGGGAAACCACUCUGACAAAAGUUGUGCUUACACGCGGUGCUUCUCAGCAAAACACCAAACUUGAUCUCACCAAACCGCUUUAGUGCGUACCCUUCCUUACUCUUCCAAAGACAGUUGUGCGUAGUUUACAUCCAUGUUUGAUAAGUUGCAGUCUUCUUCCUCUCCGUCUUUAUUGUUCCUCUUCUUAACUGCUGGCACGAGUGUGAAUCCUUUUUACAUGAUCCAAACAAAACAGGGACCUACUUGUGAAAGCGUUGCUCUAUAGAGCUACUCGUGGUCAAAAUGUUUACACGGUACUACUUCAAGCUAUAUAGGGGAAAAACUGAACAAAUAUGAAGACAGUAUAUAAGUCAGUAAAAUCUCUAGCAAAUACAAAGGCACAUUAUCAACAAGGUUGUGUCUAACAAUCCUUAAAAAAGUAAGAGCUAAACCAUUUAGUCAACUUUUGGGAUUAAAUUCGCCCUGUUAGUGUUUAAAAUCUGUUUAAUCUUGUAACCAAACACUUCAGUUAUAUUUAUGUUAUGAUGGUCACCAAUGGACCAAAGGUAUUAAUGAUGUUAGGAUACGCCUUCAAAAGAAAUGAACAGUAGAAAGCUUAUGUAGUCAGCUGCUUAACCUUAGCAUCCGGUGGAGGAGGAGGAACAGAUUUUUUUUAAUGUCACAUUUGUUGCCAAUCUAUAUCUGUUAGGUGAAUUUGCAGGCAGAUAUUCACUGGACUAUCAGCACUUUCCUGCUUAACUCUACAUUCCUAAUAAUCUGCAUAACUUGAAAGCUUCGUACUUUGCACCAGUGACAGGACAAAACAACACCAAAACGACACACACAUAUGGAAAAGACGUGAAUCUUAUAGCUUUCAACCGUGUAGCUUUUCCUUCCUUUGUUCAUUUUGUGUCACAGUUUCUGUGCUUGUCAUGGAUGUGAAGAUGCAGUAAAACUCUGCCUCACUCUUAACACAGACAUAAAGGUCAAAGCUGGUGUGUUAGAAUUGACCUAAAUCAGUCUUAGGAACCACUGACCAAACGGGAAAAAUUAAGGCUUCAUUUAUUUGUGCUUUAAUGAUAUGAUAUGCAUUCAUUCAGUUGGUAGAUAUCAGUUGAAUAUACUAUUCAUGUUCUUGGUAAUAUAUCUUUUUUUUUUUAAAUAAUCAAGAAUAACAUGGUAUUCCACUCUUACUGAUAACAUCCGUCACCCCUCCCCUGCUUUCAAACUUGUGUUGUUACGGUUUGGGAUGACAUCUCUGACACACAAUUGUGCACUGUUUGUAAGUCGAUGGUUGUAGAUGUUUGCCUGUUAUUGAUGUAUAUUCACUAUCAACCAUGUUUUACAAAUUCAAUGUCUCUCUCUGAGCGCCUGCUUUGCUUUUGGACCAAUUCCCCUUGGCCAAAAAAGAAGAAAUAGGGAAUAAAAAAAAAAAGCUGUUGUCUUCCAAGAAGAUUGUGAAAAGUGAUUUAUGGGUGAAAAAAAUAAAAAUGGAGUUGAAUCGA